Pleuronectes platessa (European plaice) is the source of this 1354-nucleotide messenger RNA. It is a transcript of the gene nsmce4a, whose product is annotated as NSE4 homolog A, SMC5-SMC6 complex component. Gene Ontology annotation, biological process: DNA repair. The transcript has 11 exons. The record is from RefSeq and is a predicted model, not a curated record. The coding region runs from base 83 to 1138 and encodes 351 amino acids. Lineage: Eukaryota; Metazoa; Chordata; Actinopteri; Pleuronectiformes; Pleuronectidae. Gene Ontology annotation, cellular component: Smc5-Smc6 complex; nucleus.
GCAUGGAUACUUGUGGCGCCCUGUCAGUGCAGAGCAGCGUGUUUCCCUCUCACCGCCACACUCGGCUCCCCACCGACCGAACAUGAAGCGAUCCAAGGGCGGCUCCGGGGACGACCCUCCCCGGGAGAACGGCUCCUCUGGCCGCCGCAGGAAAGUGGAGCUACCGCAGAGCAACGGGGACGACAGCGACUCUGGCUACGGUCCGACCGACCUGCGGGACGACGGCGACAAUGACCCGGCCGCCCGGAGGGAGAUACGGAGCAGGUACAGAGACCUGAUCAACACCGUGCAACAGAGUAGAGAGGACAUGCUGAAUCCCUCCAACAACAAACUCACUGAAGUUUUAGAGGAGGCCAACAAGCUGUUCGAAGAUGUUCGACAGGCGAGGGAAGCGGCUCUGGAUUCCCAGCUCCUUGUCAUGGCCACAGACCUGGGGAAAGAGAAAGCCAGUCAGAUGUUUGCUGAAGGCAUCGCUUUCGACCCCGCCGCCUUUACUGAGCAUCUUUUGUCCUUCAUGGGUCUGAACCGACUAGAAGACGGCGAGGACGAGCAGAACGGGGGCACAGUUGAGGGUUACCUUCCCCAGGAUGCCUGGCACAGAGUGGCCCGGAGGGCAGAGGGCUGUUUCAGGACCGCACCCUCCUUCCACUACAUGAUGGGCUCGUUCCAUGCAGAGCCGCCUCCUCCAAAGCAAAAGAUAGUGCGACAAAGUAAAGCAACUACAAAGGACACCCAAAGGAUCAUGCCCACUCAGCUGAAGAAAAUGGAAGAGUCCCAUCAAGAAGCGACGGAGCAAGAGGUUGAAAGGAUCCUAGGAUACCUGAAGAGUUAUUACAAAGACGAUCCAACAUCGCCGAUUUCAUACUAUGAGUUUGUCAUUGACCCCAACUCGUUUUCUCGGACAGUAGAGAACAUUUUCCACACAUCUUUCCUGAUCCGGGACGGUUUGGCACGGAUGCAUCUGGAUGGCAAACUGCCUUGUAUAGCACCUGUAGAGGAGGGCGAGGCAGAAGCUGCAGGAUCCAUCAGCCGUAAACAGUGCAUCAUCUCAAUAAGUCCAAAGAUGUGGAAGGAGCUCAUAGACGUCUUCGAAAUCACACACACGAUGAUUCAUCCUCCUAACACACAGAAGGAGUGAGGGGCCGCGCCACUUUUUCUUAGCUGCAACUGAAAUAGAUUUUUAGGUGUGUUGCUUUUUUUGAGGGGAUUUCUACAUAAUACCGACAAAUUCUUUGAAAUUUUCUAUGAAACGUAGAUCAAUUUUUGAGUUCAUAAUAACUCAAAUGCACAUUUUAUUUUAAUGUUUGUGUUACUGUUUUUAGAAGUUUAAAUAAUAAAAAAAAUGAAGAGAAAA